AUGAGCAACCCGGAUUCUACUGCCCAAAUUUGGCAUCAAACUAAAAUUCCGUCUAGGGAGUCAUCUUCUACAGAGUACUAUAAUUUGGGUCACUUUCAUCGACCCGUCACAACUACCAGCCAAGAUGCCCAGACUUGGUACAAUCGCGGCCUGAUCUGGGCCUACGCGUUCAAUCACCAAGAGUCAGCCCGUUGUUUUGAACAGUGUAUAUUGUCAGAUCCACUCUGUGCAAUGGGAUACUGGGGUUUGGCAUUUUCCUUAGGUCCAAACUACAAUAAACCAUGGCAACUCUUUGACGGAGAGGAUCUUUCAAUCACCACAACGCGGGCGCAUGGCGCCGUCAUCGAGGCUAAGAACGCACUCAAGCAUGUGCCAAUGACCGCUGUGGAGAAAUCCCUGAUAGAGGCCCUGCAGUAUCGGUAUCCCCAGGCGAAACCUGUCACGGACUGCGCGGAUUGGAACAGCCAGUAUGCUAAAGCCAUGGAAUCUGUAUACCAGGUCUUUCCGGAUGAUCUGGAUGUCAUUGCUCUCUACUGCGAUGCGCUAAUGAACCUAACUCCAUGGGGUCUAUGGGAUCUGAAGACUGGUGGGCCUGUCCCUGGUGCUCGUACCCUGGAAGUGAAGCAGGCGCUCGAUCGUGCAUUGGAGCGCGAAGAUGCCCUGCAACACCCCGGCCUCUUGCAUUUGUAUAUCCAUUUGAUGGAAAUGUCCCCUACGCCGGAGCGCGCACUCCCAAUUGCAGACAAUCUGCGAGGUCUUGUUCCUGACGCUGGCCACUUGGAACAUAUGCCGACCCACUUGGACAUUCUCUGCGGUGACUACCGUCGAGCGAUCGCGUCGAAUACCUCUGCGAUUCGUGCGGAUGAGAAGUUCCUGGCUAAUCAAACUUUGGGCCAUUUUUACCAUCUUUAUCGCGCUCAUGAUUAUCAUUUCCGGAUGUAUGCAGCCAUGCUGGGUGGCCAGUCCAAGAUUGCUCUCAACACUGCCACAGAGCUGGCAGAUUCUCUCACCGAGGAUCUCCUGUGUGUUGAAUCACCUCCUCUCGCUGAUUGGCUUGAAGGAUUUUUCGCCAUGCGAGUACACCCUCUUGUCCGAUUUGGUCGUUGGGAUGAUAUCAUUGCCUUGCAAUUCCCUGCGAAUCGAUCACUCUACUGCGUGACCACAGCUAUGAUCCACUAUGCAAAGGGGGUGGCAUACGCAGCUACGAACCGAAUUGAAGAGGCAAGAAAAGAACAAGAGCACUUCUUCUCCGCCGUCAAACAGGUUCCCUCUUCUCGAACUAUCUUUAACAACACUGGCGUGGACAUUCUCGGUGUUGCCGCCCCUAUGCUGGAAGGCGAGAUCUUAUACCGCUGUGGAGAAUACGAUGCGGCGUUUUCUAGUCUCCAGAUUGCCAUUGACCGGGAUGACAAUCUUCCUUAUGAUGAGCCUUGGGGCUGGAUGCAGCCCACUCGGCACGCUCUGGGGGCUUUGCUUCUCGAGCAGGGCCGGAUUGAGGAGGCAGCUAAUAUUUACGCGGCUGAUCUUGGAAUUGACCAGGCUCUGCCUCGUGCCUUGAGACAUCCGAAUAACGUGUGGGCUCUACAUGGAUAUCACGAGUGUCUCAAUAGGCUGGGGAGGUCCGCGGAAGCUCGCAUCCUGGAGCCGCAAUUGCGCCUCGCUUUGGCCAUGGCCGACCUGCCUAUUCGUGCAUCAUGCUUCUGCCGGUUUAGAUAG
Penicillium odoratum is the source of this 1716-nucleotide messenger RNA. Its product is annotated as TPR domain protein. The transcript has a single exon. Gene Ontology annotation, molecular function: protein binding. The record is from RefSeq and is a predicted model, not a curated record. The coding region runs from base 1 to 1716 and encodes 571 amino acids. NCBI's taxonomy places the organism in Eukaryota, Fungi, Ascomycota, Eurotiomycetes, Eurotiales, Aspergillaceae. Gene Ontology annotation, cellular component: intracellular anatomical structure.